This is a messenger RNA of Cynoglossus semilaevis (tongue sole), 1322 nucleotides long. RefSeq names its product opticin (gene optc). Bases 173 to 1261 code for a protein of 362 amino acids. Gene Ontology annotation, cellular component: extracellular matrix. Gene Ontology annotation, molecular function: protein binding. The transcript has 4 exons. The record is from RefSeq and is a predicted model, not a curated record. Lineage: Eukaryota; Metazoa; Chordata; Actinopteri; Pleuronectiformes; Cynoglossidae. Gene Ontology annotation, biological process: articular cartilage development; bone development.
UGCAUGUGCCCUACACCGAUUCGUUGGUUCGACCUACAGCUCUUCUGUAUGGAGUUGUACUGUGUGUGUGUGUGUAUGUGUGUGUGUGUGUGUCCUUGUUGGUGACGAAGUCGGAAACCCAGAACCAGACUAAGUGUUGUAUGAAACCUUGACGUCCACAGACCUGAGGAACAUGUGGUCUCAGAUGAUGGUUCAAGUCCAGGUCCAGGUCCUGCUCCUAGUCCUGGUCCUGUUCAGCUUCUCUCCACACGCCGCAGCCCUUCCAGUGGCGAGUCCAGAAGAAGACUGGAGAGACGUGGAGAACUACAACACGAACACAGACGUAGAGUGGGAGAACCUGGACCCCAACGUAUUUGGAGUGGAUUACGAUUAUGACGACUUGGAUUCAGAGAUGAAGCUGGGGGUCGCGGCACCAACCACGCCCCCAUCAGUCGCACCGUCCACAGCUGCCAACCUCGGGUCAGCUCCUGUGACCCUGGACUUUAAAGGAUCUGGACUCUUUGGACCAGAAACAGGCCUGGGUAGGUCAAAGGUCGAGGUACAAAUUCAGGUUAAAAUCAGAAAAACGUCACAUUUUACUGCAUGUACAGUACUCGUAGAUGUACUUCAGUGUGUACUCUGUGCAGGCAUGCCCACCUGUAUACUGUGUGUUUGUCUGCGUGGGAGUGUGUACUGUGACGACAUGGCUCUGGACCAGAUCCCACCCCUGCCCAAAGACACCAGCUAUUUCUACGCCCGUUUCAACAGAAUCCGACACGUGAAGAACACGGACUUCCUAAACCUCGGUGAGUCUCGUGACGACUCAAGACGUCGCAGAUGUACACGUCGGCUGUACCUCACGUCGUCUUCUUCUUCUUCUUCUGUUCCAACAGAGAAACUCCGGUCCGUCGACCUGACUGGGAACCAGAUCUCAGAGAUGGACCGGGACGUGUUCAGCUCCCAGACGCAGCUGCUGCAGCUGCUGCUGGCCGGCAAAGACCCGCAGGCGGACAUGCAGCGGCUGGAGUUUCUGUAUCUGUCCGGAAACAACCUGGAUUAUAUUCCCACACCUCUGCCACUGAGCCUCAGAGUGCUACAUCUGCAGGACAACAACAUCCAGUCUGUGCAGGAAGACACGUUCUGCGACCAUGGCGACAGACACUUUCUCCGCAGGAACCUGGAGGACGUCCGCCUGGACGGAAACCCUCUGAACGUGGACCUGUUUGUCCAGAUGUUUGUGUGUCUGCCACGUCUGCCUGUGGGGAGUCACUGGAAACAGUGACCAGACACUGCUAGGCUAGGCUACGGUCUUGGACAACACUUUAAAUUGCAUUAAAGCUGGA